AUGUUCUCUGAAGCUGUUCAAGACUUCAAGAAGAGGAUUGUUUAUAAGAAUUAUUUUGUGAUGUCAUUUCCUUCUGAAGAACGUGUUCUCUUUUUCCUGUGUGUAAAAUACAAAGGGAGUCCCUGCCAGUCCUACACUGCCACAAUUUCUGCCCCAAACGUAGCUCUCCAAGGCAUAAAGAUCAAGCUACUUGACAACUGCAAUAGAAAUACUGAAAUCAUAACAGCACAUUUGUACCAAGAGCUUUCAGUGGACAAGUCAUUGUCCUUGUCCGAAGGAGGAAUGACUAACAUGGAUGCUAAAAAACCAAGGAACUGCAGUUUGACAUCCUUCCCAAUUUUGAAAGCAAGAAAGAAACAGAAUAUCAACCCUGGGAAGGUUGAGAGUAAGCCUUUGGUUCAAGCCCAGAAGUCACCUUCCAAGAUCAAGAACCUCAGAAUGACUCGAUCCUUGCCUAAGAAUCCAAACACCAGCAUUACUUCACUCCCUUUUGUGGAUACCAAGGGGAAGAAGAACAUGGUUAACUUCCCACACAUCAGCAACAAAAUCUUGCUAAAGGCACCCCUGCUGUAUCAGGAGAAUCAAAGUCACAGUCAGAUGCCAGCCUCUGAGCUCCAGGCUUCAGAGAUGCUUUUUCAUUCAAGCAUUAAAACCGAAGAUCCCAAGCCGGAGGAGAAACCACCAAGAAAGCACAAGGUGCCUCUUACGGCAGCAGUGGGAUGGAAUAGUUUUAGCAAAAUACUCCUCUUGUAUUUGUGCACUCUGGGAAUUGAGAAUAUUAAUGCCAUCUACCUGCAGUUAGAAGCUAUUCCCAGCAUGAUGAACAUCAUUAAGUUUUAUCAUAGAUGGGAACCUUCUCUUCGUAUGACUCCUGACCAGGCCCUCAAGCAUGCUUGGAUUCAUGAGCCACGGAAUCUCAAACCACGGUCCAGGCCCCAGACCCUGAGGAAAGCCAGUCUCUGUCUCCCCUCUGAGGCUCCGAAGGCCAAGGUUCGAGGGCAUCAUCACUUGGACAUAAAAGGUACAGCCCCUCAAAUAGCCAAAGAGACUAUAGACAAAAUAAAAGGUGGCACCACUAAGCAGGUUCAGAAUUCGGGUGAUCAGCAGGGCUCUCUGCAGCAUGCAGCUGAAGUUGUCCAGCUGCCUCAACUAAUAGAAGCUUCCGGAAAGCCAGAGGCAGCUGUUGGACCAGAGGGGUCCGAGACCUCCCCAGAAAAACAAAGUAAAAACUCCUCACCCAAGAACAUGAAUAUUUUACCACCUAUUAUAUGACCUUUGCUGAAGGUGUGUC
Molecule: messenger RNA, 1291 nt
Organism: Leptonychotes weddellii (Weddell seal)
Lineage: Eukaryota; Metazoa; Chordata; Mammalia; Carnivora; Phocidae
Source: RefSeq, a predicted model, not a curated record